This is a messenger RNA of Malassezia globosa CBS 7966, 1620 nucleotides long. RefSeq lists its product as uncharacterized. The transcript has a single exon. Gene Ontology annotation, cellular component: cytosol; phenylalanine-tRNA ligase complex; cytoplasm. Gene Ontology annotation, molecular function: phenylalanine-tRNA ligase activity; tRNA binding; ATP binding. The coding region runs from base 1 to 1620 and encodes 539 amino acids. Gene Ontology annotation, biological process: phenylalanyl-tRNA aminoacylation. The record is from RefSeq and is a predicted model, not a curated record. Lineage: Eukaryota; Fungi; Basidiomycota; Malasseziomycetes; Malasseziales; Malasseziaceae.
AUGACGACUCCAGCGCAUCCGAGCGCAGAGCAAGUGCUGGCGAGCAUUGAACAGGCAGGCGGCGAAAUUCAAGAUUCCCGGACUCUCUCGCCUGUGCAAAUGCUGCCGUUGAAUGAGCAAGCGAGUCGUAUUCUCCAGAGCUCGAGUGAUGCACAAGAUAAGGAUGAUCUCCAAGCUGAGGAAGCUGCUCAUAAAGCUGCAGCUGCCUGGCAGAUCGGUCUGCAAGGUAUUUUGCUUUCACUUCAAAGCAAGGAGAUGAUUAAUUUCCGCAGCAUAGAUGCGCAACCUUUGUUUCUCACGCUGGAUGGCCGUCAAACGAUCCGUCUUGGAUCGCCCGAGUAUCGUCUAUGGAGUGCCCUUCCCGAAACGGGCGAGGGGCGAAGUCAGCCAGAUCUAGAGUCUAUGCUGGGGAAAGAUACGUUCAAGCUAGCCCAAUCGCGUGCGUUUCGUAAUAAGAUUGUUCGGCGUCUGCCCGAUGGAACGUUCGCCCGUGCGGAAUCGACACUAGACCAACAGCUAGGGGACGAGACGCGAUCCGAACUUGUAGAGCUUGCUAAGACAGGAAAGCUGCAAGGAGAGGGUGCAGAUAAAAAGAUCGCUGAGCUCAAGAAGCGAAAGAUGGUCGGUCAACGAAAACUCUUGUACUUCUCAAUGGCCAAGGGACCGCAAUUUGCUCUUACGGUGCAGAAGCUUGAGACAGAUCUAACUUCAGAUAUGCUAGCCUCUGGAGCAUGGAAGAAAGCGGCGUUCAAAAAGUACAACUUCGACGCAGAAGGUGUUUUGCCUCCAUCAGGUGCAUUGCAUCCAUUACUGAAAGUGCGUGAAGAGUUCCGUCAUAUCUUUUUCGAUAUGGGAUUCACAGAGAUGCCAACGAAUCGAUUCGUGGACUCGAGCUUCUGGUGUUUUGAUUCCAUUUUCGUCCCCCAACAGCACCCAGCUCGUGAUGUACAAGACACGUUCUUUGUCGCGGAUCCUCCAUCAGCCACGGAAGUGCCAGAAGACUACCUGAAACGUGUGAUACAAGUCCAUGAAAAUGGGGCAUAUGGCUCUAUUGGCUAUAGGUAUCCGUUCGACGUCAAAGUGACAGAGAAGCUCGUUUUGCGCACACACACGACAGCGGUAUCCUCGGCCAUGCUGUAUUCAAUCGCACAUCAGCCGGGUGGGUUCAAGCCAGCGAAGCUGUUCUCUAUUGACCGCGUGUUCCGAAACGAGGCAGUCGAUGCAACGCACCUGGCCGAGUUUCAUCAAGUCGAAGGUGUGGUUGCCGACUAUGGUAUCACCUUGGGUGAUUUGAUUGGAUUCAUGCAAGUGUUCUUUUCCAAGAUGGGCGUCAAGAACCUUCGCUUCAAGCCUGCUUACAACCCAUACACCGAGCCGAGUCUCGAGAUCUUUUCUUUCCAUGAAGGGCUGAAGAAAUGGGUCGAAAUCGGUAAUAGCGGCAUGUUCCGUCCAGAAAUGCUACGACCCAUGGGACUGCCAGAAGAUGUGAAUGUGCUCGGCUGGGGCUUGAGUCUCGAACGCCCGACAAUGAUUCGCUAUGGUAUCAAAGACAUCCGUCACCUUGUGGGGCACAAGGUGCCUCUUGAGAGCGUCGAAAGAGCCCCUGCUGUGCGCUUCUAA